Dioszegia hungarica is the source of this 2739-nucleotide messenger RNA. RefSeq lists its product as uncharacterized. The record is from RefSeq and is a predicted model, not a curated record. The transcript is spliced from 4 exons. The coding region runs from base 1 to 2739 and encodes 912 amino acids. Lineage: Eukaryota; Fungi; Basidiomycota; Tremellomycetes; Tremellales; Bulleribasidiaceae.
AUGUCUUCCCCAGACUUCACUAAGCUCCCCGCCUUCCCCGAGAUUUUCACGCGCGUCUGCGACAUCCUCCUCGCCAGGGAUGACAUGUCCUCCCUCACGACCCUCAUCCGCACGUCCAAGGAUCUCGCCGGAUACGGUUCCGCCGCCAUAUACGCCCGUCCUACGGUGAACGAGCGCAACAUAAGGGGCUUCUUGCUCGGUCUCGAGGCCGAUUUCAUCAAAGACGUCCUACCAGCUUUCGCCAAAAAGCACAAGAGCAAGAACAAGGGGGGCACCUCGAGGUACAAGCCCACCUGGUCCUCGGCGACCCGCAAGCAUGUGCAGCUCAUGCUCGUCCAAGAGCUCGAGCUCAAGCAGGUCCCGACAAAGCUCGCUCGCAAGGCGGGGCCGGUCGACAAGCACGUCGUGAUCCUAUCCUGGUGUCUCACUGUCGCCACCGGGCUCGGCAAGCGCAUCCCAAGCCUCUUCUACCGGCUCCGGGCCAUCCGAUUCCUAGGCGACGUGGAUUCCGGGACCAAGAAGACCGCCGAUGAUUCGGACUACAAGUUUAAAGCCACCAUCCACUUGGCCCCAUACACCCCUAUCCCGUCCGAAGCAGAGGACGAGUCAGACGCAGACUCGCAAGCAGGAGCAGCUGCCGCUUCCUCGCCGUCCUUCGAUGUCUGCAUCCGCAUCGAGUACAAUUCGCCUCGGCACGUCGCUCUGCGGGGUAUCAUCACGAUUGGCGACGUUCUCCAAGGCAUCGGAGCUGUGCGCGCUUGGCUGGACAGGAUCAGCGGCUGGCACAAGCUUCAAAACCUCACGAUCCACGCUCCGGACCUGGCUAUCUUGCCCGGUCUCGACAUCCUUCAUUGGCGAGGUGGACUACGACUUUACUUUACCCGUCAACUCAGGCAGACGCCUGGAUCGGCCAGUAAACCUGCGGAGCUGCUCGAAGAGGAGGCUGGUGCCUACCUGAACGAGAUGAAGGCUACCAUGGAUGGUCGGACCGGGAGCAUCCAAAUCCUCGGCGCUUUCGACAUCCAUCCCUCUCUCUCGGGAUGUACCUCUGACGAUCUGCGCAAGCUCGUCCUCGACAAACUGGCCGACUACGAUAUGGAUUUCAUGUCGAACAGUCUCCCGACUACCAAGACCGCUCCAAUUUAUUCUCCCUACCCCAUCUUCUCUCUCGCCGAGGACCCGAUCGAGUAUUGGUUCGCUCCGAAGGGGUAUGGCGGGCCGCCUUGUCUGUGCGAUGGGGCGAAGCGUAUCACGCGGGUCAUUACAGACGUUUCGCCGCAAGCCGCUACCUCUGAAGGACAUGUCGACCUACCCAUUACACGUCCCCCGCCAUCUAGACCCGUACACGUCGAUUCGAGCCGAUUCUAUGCCCGGCGCUUAGGUCCGAGCGCCGCACGGACGCCUUCCUCCACCUAUAAGAGUCCCUCCCGCGUCCCACUUAUUCUCGAUUUCGCCUUCCUUCCUUCUUCCCUCUUUCAUACCUCAUCCUGCAUCAGCCUCAUCCCUCGCGAUACUACACUGCAUCAACCACCAACCCUUAUCAGUCAGACACCCCCUUCAUCACCGCUAGCUGCCGCCAAGGCACGUCACUCCGCUCACUACCCUAGCGCGCCUCCUCCCAAGAUGCUUCCCUUCGAGACCCUCACGCACAUCUGUACCAUCCUGCGAGCCCGCGGCGACACCCACUCCCUCACCAAGCUCAUGCGCGUCUCUGCCAAGAUGUACGAUAUCGCCUCGCCCGUCCUCUACCACCGGGUCCGGAUCACCGAGCGCGACAUGAAGAGCUUCCUUCUCGGCCUCCGCCCACGAGAGCGGAAGCCCGUCAAGCUCGUGGCGAAUCAGCGAGUCGCCUACCGCAUGCGUGCCUACCACCCCAAUACCGCUCGCCAAACGCGCAAGAUCAGCUUACUCGGGCACAUCGUACACCUCGAGCUGAUACUCGGCCCGGUGGAGUGGCGUUGGUCAUACCACCAGAGCAAGCGAUAUCGUCUCAUCUUACAAUGGACCCUUGAGGGUGCCACCUCGUCAUCCGGUAUCCGACUCGGAGCGCUUCAAACAAUCAAGCUCUGCGAUUCGUCGCGCUUCGAAAACCUGUCAGACAGCGACGCGGUACUUUCCACUAUCAGCAUGCACCGGGUCACGCGACGCCCGGAAGUUGACUCUGUCUCCACGUCCGACCAACACCCCUACGCUAUCCACGUGCGACCCGGGGAAGAUCAGGUCGUCUCGGGUGAUAGCAAGGUCGUCAGCGCCUGGCUAAGCAACCUCAGCGCCAGAGGCGACCUGGCCAGCUUGACCUUCACCGGGACGGUCCCCGCGGCGCUCUUUGAGAAGGCUAGCUUGUGGCGGACGGACCAGCCCAUCCGAAUCGAUAUGGACCCCAGGACGAAUGAGUCAUCCAUAUGGGUCGGCGAGUACAAAAAGGAAUGGCGUCUCCAGCAGACAUCUCACUCCCUCGAGCUAUUUAAGGUCCUGUUAAAACAGAAGUCCGACGCCGAGAACGCCUCCAUUCGGAUCGAGCUCAUCCAUACCUUCACGUUCGACCUCGAUGAGACUGGAGCCGAGGCGCUCCAGCUCCGCAACGCCGUCCUGGAGUCGCUGCGACAGUCUCAUGGUAUCGUCCAAACGGCGGAGCUCGGGGCCAACGGCGAGGUCAAAACGGUGCUCACUGCCUCGAACGGUUCCAAGGUGUACAUCGUGGAGGAGGAAGAGGGUCGGGAGGCAGCUCAGUCUGCUUAA